This is a messenger RNA of Bombina bombina (fire-bellied toad), 7749 nucleotides long. It is a transcript of the gene CDH26, whose product is annotated as cadherin 26. The record is from RefSeq and is a predicted model, not a curated record. Gene Ontology annotation, molecular function: cadherin binding; calcium ion binding. Gene Ontology annotation, biological process: cell-cell junction assembly; homophilic cell-cell adhesion; calcium-dependent cell-cell adhesion. The transcript has 20 exons. NCBI's taxonomy places the organism in Eukaryota, Metazoa, Chordata, Amphibia, Anura, Bombinatoridae. Gene Ontology annotation, cellular component: adherens junction; catenin complex; plasma membrane. The coding region runs from base 275 to 2833 and encodes 852 amino acids.
UAGUGAGCGAGAAGUAUUUUGAAUAGAGUUGCUGUGUAGUUGGGGUUGUGGGAUUUAGAGUGGGUGGGACAGGCAGGAGGGUGCAGAAUCUGGUUCAACUGGUCUGAAGGAAUUGCUCGGGGCUGUUACUCUAGGAGAGAAAAGGCUUCUCCAGCAGACUAGUGCCACUGGGUUCUCUGGGGAGAAGAACUUCAGGCUAUAGGAAAUCUGGGUCUCCUGACAAGAAUUUGGUCAAGUUAUCUGCUCCCUGGACUGCAGAUCUACGGUUUAGACAAUGAGGGGACUUUACCUGCUGGUUUUCAUUGUGCUUGUGGUUAUUGCAUCCUGCAACAGCUACAAAAGUCAAAGAGCCCGGCAAAAGAAAAGCAUUGCAAGAAGGAGCCUCAAUCAGGCAGAGAGCCUCAGGCCACUACGACGCACAAAAAGAAGAUGGGUGCUAAGUACCAUAGUCUUAGAAGAGAACGAUGUUGGGCCCUUCCCAAAAAUUGCAGGAGAGCUGUUCAAUGAUCAAGCAGCCAACAUGAGCAUUAAAUAUCUAAUCAGCGGCCCUGGCGUGGAUGAAUUUCCAGAGGUUGGCUUAUUCACUAUCGACGAUCUCAAUGGCGUUGUCUACGUUCACCGCUCAAUUGAUAGGGAGAAGACACCUCUCUUUGUGGUGCGCUUUGACGUUGCUGAAAGAGUAUCUGGAAAGAUAGUGGAUAGAUCCCUCAUUUUUAAUGUUGAAAUUAAGGAUAAAAAUGAUAAUGCGCCUGAGUUCACUCAAAAGGAGUAUAAUAUUCCGUUGAAGGAAACUUUUAAUCUAGAGAACCCAGUUUUUCAAGUUAUUGCAUUGGACAAAGAUUUAGAGGACACUCCAAAUUCUGAAGUGACCUAUUCUGUGGUUUCCCAAAUACCCUCACUUCCUGAUGUCUCAUUUACUGUUGAUUCCAAGAGUGGACUGAUCCGUGGAAAUGGUUGUCUGAAAUAUGAGGCAGCUAAUCUGAUCAGGCUGUUAAUACGCGCUCAGGAUAAGGGGCCAGAUCCAAUGUCUUCCACUGCUACUGUUGUCAUAAAGGUUGAAGAUGGGAACAACAACAUGCCGGAGAUAGCCAAGGGAGACUAUGACUUGAAAAUCCCUGAAGGAGAACUGAAGAACAACAUCUUACGAAUAAAAGUAGAGGACAAAGAUUUGACAAAAACGCCAGCCUGGAGAGCUAAAUUUAAGAUACUCUCUGGAAAUGAGAGAGGUUACUAUAACAUUUCAACUGAUCCAGACACAAAUGAGGGGAUUUUGGACAUUAUAAAGCCAUUAGAUUUUGAGGGGACUCCCAAGAAGCAAAUAGUCAUCUCUGUUGAAAAUGAAGAACCUCUGUCUUCAUGUCAGAAUGGCAAGGUCAAGGUGGAGAAGUCAUCCAAUCAGAACAACCUGACUAUUAAUGUAUCUGUUUUGGAUACUAAUGAUGCUCCGAUCUUUACUCCUAUACGUCCAGUCAUUCGUGAGAAAGAGGGGCUGAAGGCAGGAUCAGUACUGCUUAAAGUUAAUGCAACAGAUCCGGAUUUGGUCCCAAACAAGAUAAGGUACAAGAUUGCAUCUGAUCCUGCAGGAUGGGUAACCAUCGAUGAAAACACUGGGGUGAUAACCACUGUGCAAGAACUUGACAGAGAGUCUCCUUAUGUUAACCAGACUUUGUACCCCAUUGUAGUCCAUGCUAUCGAUAAUGGUGACCCUCCUCAGACAGGCAGUGGCACGGUGCUCCUCUAUGUUUCUGAUGUCAAUGAUAAUACACCAAGACUGGCCUCACCUUAUUUAGAAAGAUGUGAUCAAGUAAAAGACAUGACCUUCCCCAUCAAUGCUGAAGACAAAGAUUUGGAUCCAUUCUCAGGACCAUUCAAAUUUGAAAUAUCAGAUGAUUCCAAAAUGGUACAAGACAGCUGGAGAAUUUCAAGAAGUACUGGGAAUUCUGGUGAGCUUACGUUGCUUAAAAGCCUCCCAAAAGGAAAUUACUCUGUGCCAUUAAAAAUUUAUGACCGACAGGGAUAUUCAGGCAGUCAGACCCUAAAUGUUCGCGUGUGCUCCUGUCCAGAUGGGAAGACGUGUGAGAAGUUACAACCAGCAGCACAAUUUUUGGGCGGUGGCGCCAUUGGAGUUAUGUUUGCAGCUCUGUUUUUAUUUUUGUUGGGAUUAUGUUUGCUAAUGUGUUUUGUCUGUGGUUCUGCAAGCAUUAAAAACAAUGGACUUCUACCUAACGAUGAAGGAAACCAGACACUGAUCAAAUACAAUGAAGAAGGAGGAAGUGCAUUGAAUCAGGCAAGUCCAGCUUUAUUAUCACCGGUAUCUGCUGGAAAUGGAAACACCCAGUUUAUAAACAAGGAUAUAGGAAAACCGUCUCCUUCUGUCAUAUCACAAAGGGCACAACUUGAAUCCUGGGAAAGGAAUGGUGCUGGAAUGUCCCCCUCUGGUGCCAAACAACAAGUUCAGAGUGAAAGCUGGAUGCGGGGAGUUCAAGCAAACCAAGGACAUAAUGGAACAUGGAAGCAGGGUUCAUUGCAAUCCCAGGCAAAUAAAAACGUCUUCAUAACUAACAGCAAAUAUUCAAGAAAUGGAUCUUUAAAGAAUAAAUCACCCGAUGUCUUUGUAGACAAAGUUGGAGAAAUGGUGAAAAAUAGACUGCGGGAAAUAUGUGGAGAGGACGAUGCACCUUUGUACAAGCCUCGAGUCUAUGCAUACGAAGGGGAAUUAGAAAGAAUUAACUCUGUGGGUGAACUCUCUGUUCCGGAGAGUGAAUCAGACCUGGGAUUUUUGGAUGAUUUGGACCCAAAGUUUGGAAGAUUGAUGGAAAUCUGUUAUAAUUGAUGACAACCGCUAUUUUUGUUUUUCUUGCUGCUUUCAGGGAAGGGCUCUGCCAUUGCACUACAACAUGUGGGGUAAAAUGGUAAAUGUCAGUGCACUUACCAGUCUGAAAUGAAAAGUCUGAUAAUACCUAGAUACCUCAUUUUAUUAGUGCCUGCCUCUUGUGUGUAGUGGUGAGAGGGUCAGUGCCAUUGCACACACACAGUUUUAUAUGUAUAUAGUUACUCAACAGUAUUGAUAUUACAAUACAUAUAUGUACAAUAAGAAGCUUGUGAAUGUUUGGCUUUGCUACAUAGGCUCUGUUCUGUUUUAUAAUUACAAUUCACUUGUAUAGUUCUUGUGGUUUUCAUGUGAAAGUUCAAAUGCUUGUGCACAACAAUUAUAUUAAUUUUAUAUUCCUGUUUUGUUUAUAAUAUGGUAAUAUGAAUGUAUUAUUUUAAAAAUUUGGUGGUGGAAGUUGAUUGGAUAAUCAAACUUGGCUACUGACUGAGCCCUCUGGUAAGCAAGAGGCAAAAAAAAAUAUGAAAUAACAUCUUAAAGGGACAUUAAACACGUGAGAUUGUUACUCUAGUUGUUUAAUUAUAACUGUCCCUAACUGUUCCUAGUAGAGGAAACACAAUAAGAUAACAGGUUUUUAAACGUUGAGGAACCAAUGUUAGUUUAUGAAACUAAAUUUUUACACUUAUUUUUUUUUUCAACAUUAAAACACAAAUAUAAUUUUUAAAAAAAUACAUCAGAAUUUAUUUCACUUAAAUUGGGGAUUGUCAUGCAGAAACAGGAUUAAGUCUUUAUUUGCAAUUAAAGCCAUGUGCAUGUGCUAAUUUCAUGGAAAACAAAGUUUCCUGAGCAGUUCAAGAAUAUUUUGGCUUCUGCAGCGUUUGGUUUAGAACAACUAAUUUUAAUAAAUUUUUUGUGAGGACAGUUCGAUAUAUUUUCCCCCCCAUACAUUAACCCCAACAGGUCAUAAAGCUGCCUCAAUCUGAGUUUGAUCUGACAGCAUUUUUGAUGUGGGCUUUUGCUUUAAAAGCUGAUACUAAGUGCACAUACGUGAUGGUACAGUAAGUGCACAUACAUGAUACUACACUAAGUGCACAUACGUGAUACUACACUAAGUGCACAUACGUGAUACUACACUAAGUGCACAUACGUGAUACUACACUAAGUGCACAUACGUGAUACUACACUAAGUGCACAUACGUGAUACUACACUAAGUGCACAUACGUGAUACUACACUAAGUGCACAUACGUGAUACUACACUAAGUGCACAUACGUGAUGGUACACUAAGUGCACAUACGUGAUACUACACUAAGUUCACAUACGUGAUACUACACUAAGUACACAUACGUGAUACUACACUAAGUGCACAUACGUGAUACUACACUAAGUGCACAUACGUGAUACUACACUAAGUGCACAUACAUGAUACUACACUAAGUGCACAUACGUGAUGGUACACUAAGUGCACAUACGUGAUACUACACUAAGUUCACAUACGUGAUACUACACUAAGUGCACAUACGUGAUACUACACUAAGUGCACAUACGUGAUACUACACUAAGUGCACACACGUGAUGGUACACUAAGUGCACACACGUGAUGGUACACUAAGUGGACAUACAUGAUGGUACACUAAGUGGGCUUUUGCUUUAAAAGCUGAUACUAAGUGCACAUACGUGAUGGUACAGUAAGUGCACAUACGUGAUGGUACACUAAGUACACAUACGUGAUGGUACAGUUUGUAAGGUUAAUUUUAUCUGUAGUGUAGAAAUUACCCUCACAACCCCGAUCCCUCCUAAACAGCUCUCUUCCCUCCCUCUCCCCCCACUGGUCACCACCAUCUUAGGUACUGGCAGACAGUCUUCGAGUAUGCAGCUUUAGGGUUUUUUUAUAGCUCCCUGAUCCAACUCUCUCACUAGAAGCCUCCAUCUUAGGUAGUGGCAACUGUCUGUCAGUACACAGUUUGCAUUUUUUUUUUUAAAUGUUUUUACAUUUUUUAUUGAUAAAAUAAAUUGCUUGUAGUGCAGCGGUUCUACCUCCCCCGUUUCUGUAGAGUAAUGGCCUGUCCCUCACCAACAUUGUUUUUUUUUCUGUAGCAUAGGGAACCGUCCCCCCACCCGGGAUGUGCCGCCUACCUUCCUUCCCUCACACACCAACCACAGCACCACCGCAAGCCGAUACAGACAGUGACACUGUCUGUAUCAGGGAUCUGCCUUCAUAUUGUAAAGGAAAAAUGAUCAUCUCUUCCCUACCAUAUGAAGGCAGAUGCCUUCUGCCUCUGGCUGCAGUCUUCGCUGUCAGCUUUGAUCCAAAAGGUCAGCCGUAGGUACUACAUCAACAGGGUAUGUUGUGCUAGGUAGUAGUAGUACCUAUGUCCAGUAGGCAUUAAGUAGAUUGGGAAAAAUAAUAGAACACCUUAUAAAAACUAAUCCAUGUCAUUAUGUAGUAGUGUUAGUGUAAGCAGUAUGUACUGAAUAAGACUAUGAUUAAAAGGUCUGAUCAAUAACAACAGAGAUACCCAAAUUAUGUUUUUGAUUUGUUUUGUUUUUUAAUUUGUUGAUUAGUUUUGCUCUAUUCUGAUUUUUUUUUUGCACCUUUGUGUGCCUCCUAAGUGAGGAAUAUAAUAAAAUUGGAAGUUAAUGCCAAAUAAUAUAAAAGUUAUUUUCUUUAAAUUCUGCAUGGAUUGGAUUUCUGAGUAUCUCUAAAUAUGUUAGGAUUACCCUAAACAAUAACAGAAGCACAUUAAGUAUGUCAAAUCCUAGAAAGAUACAGCUAACAAUCUCAAGCAACAGCUUAAGCACAACAUUAAUGCAGUGUAAUAAAUCCUAUUGAUUUAAGUUGGUAGCAUCUCUGAGGUUUUGUUUUGUACCAAAAUGCUGGUGUGUGUUCAGUAGAAUUUCCUACCAAUGCCUUGUGUUCAUGGCUGUUGUAAACUCAUACCUCCUGCGUCCUGCAAGAUUGUCAUGGGUUGUGAGGUAUGACCCACAUUUUGCAUGCAGACCUUUGCUGUCCUGGUUUUAAGAGACUGAUUGAGCCUCAACCAAACUCAUCCAAGACGCGCCCACAAACCUCUGGACACACCCAAAGACAACCCAUAAACCAAUCUGUCCAUCUGUAGCCAUUCCCCAUCCACAAAUUUCCAGUGGGCCAUUGCCCUCAAGCUUUUAACUUCUUACAUCCCGGAAAUAAUCUGGCAGAUGUUGAGAGAGAUAUAAACUAGUGAUAACAAGUAUAUCUAUUGAAGUCUAUGGAGUUGUUUUAUGGCACCACUAGUUUUAUGUCUCUCAAAGUACGAAUGUGCAGUCAUUAUUUACUAAAGUCAAUCAAGUAUAUAUGUUCAGACCGCUUCUUCCAAACCUAUAUGCCAGAUCUCAGUUUGUGCUUUGCAAUCCACCCGGAUUUAUCUGACCGGGGUGAUUAACAGCCCCUGCUCGCAGUGUUACACGAGCUGCCAAUUGUGCAAUUAUAUAUGCAAGUAGUGUAUUGCUGCCCACUAGAGGUGAUGCCAAGUGAACAGGUUCGUAGUUGUCCGCCCUUGUCGACCCAACAUUUCUUAAAUUUAACUCUGUGUUAAACCCCUGAAAAAGUUUUAAAAUCUGCUCUGUACCAGUAAUGCACUAAUGGUACAGACCUAAACAUGACAUUGGAAUGCACCUAUGCUUUCAAUAUGGAAAAACUCUAAAAACACUGUUUUAACCCAGCGUGUUACACUGAGUAAAAUCUUUCACAGCAGAGACUGAUUUCUUUCUUUUCCAAACAGCUCUAGGCUCAGUCUACUGAGAGGUUGCUGAAGGAUUUGUUCACUAUUUUUUUAGUUUAAUUGAAACAAAUCCAUAAUAAGUUUAUACAAUUUAAUUGGAAGUUCUUAGAAGGAUAUACAACCCAAACUUUUUCUUUCAUGUUUCAGAUAACGCAUGUAAUUUUAAGCAAUUUUCUAAUUUACUCCUAUUAUCAAUUUUUCUUUGUUCUCUCGAUAUCUUUAUUUGAAAAUGCAGGAAUGUAAGCUUAGAAGCCGACCCAUUUUUGGGUCAGAACCCUGGGUAGCAUUUGCUGAUUGGUCGCUACAUUUAGCCGCCAAUGAGCAAGCGCUACCCAGGUGCUGAACAAAAAAUGGGCUGGCUCCUAAACUUACAUUCCUGCUUUUCAAAUAAAGAUAGCAAGAGAACGAAGAAAAAAUUUGGGUUUCAUAUCUCUAUAAAUGUAGCUAUGACCCAUAUAUUCUGUAUAUAUUGACUUUUAUCCUACGGAUGUAAUAUUUUUGAUAAAUGAAACAUUAAUCAGAGACAUGUACAAAUAUACAAAUGUAUACAACAACCAUUAAAAGAAGCUUUCCAGUAUAAAAUGAAUAGAAACAAAUCCGAAACUGGGGCUUAUUAUGGUUGUUAUAUAUGUGGUCUUUAUUUUUUGUUUAAAAGGAUAUAAAAAGAGCAAAAGGAAGAUUCUCUAAUGUGUUAAAGCAUUUUAUUGCUGCACUGUUGCGAACAAAUAACUGUUUAACCUCUGCAAAUGGGGUUAAACACAUAGUCAAAAUCAGCUCACAUCUGGUGAACCAUUGACAGGAAACUAAUGUGUGUAACCCUUGUUUUAAUCUGACAUUAAAUUUAGUAGUAUUUAAGCAGAGGCAUAAAAAUAUAUAGAUUUUCACUGUAUUUAAUAUAGGAUGGACUUAAUACUUUUUUCUCCUAGUUAGUUACUUUUUAUUAUUGAGAAAAUGAAUAAAUAUGGCAUAUCCAGUUGUAGUCUUAAAGGGAAGGGUACGGCGAGUUUUAGAAAUAAAAAUGUUAUAUAAUGUACAUAAAACACAAAGCAUUCCCAUUUGGCUAUUCUGUUAAUUAGACUUUCAUUGAGAACCUAAAUUGUUAUUUUUGUUAUUGGUUUCUGUAUUUUUAAAUAAAGUGCCUUGUUUGAUAAAAGAAAA